This is a messenger RNA of Leptinotarsa decemlineata (Colorado potato beetle), 1046 nucleotides long. RefSeq names its product lethal (3) malignant blood neoplasm (gene l(3)mbn). NCBI's taxonomy places the organism in Eukaryota, Metazoa, Arthropoda, Insecta, Coleoptera, Chrysomelidae. The record is from RefSeq and is a predicted model, not a curated record.
AUUGUUUGAUAGAUAGGACGGAAAAGACACUGCCUUAAAUGUGUUUAUUGGUGAUUGAGUGUUGAGUGAUAUAUCCAAUCUUCGCCUUUGGGAUACAGUUGAUAGAAAUGAAGUCCUUCUUGCAAGUGUUCACUUAUACGAUCAUCACCUUGACUGUAAUUAUAUGCCAAAAAGAUAGCGAUGAGGGAAGACCGUACGAGUUUGGAUUCACAAUAGAUGGGCAACAACACAGGCAUGAAAAAAAAGAUCAAAAUGGAAUAAUUCAAGGAGAAUUUGGUUUCAUCACAGCAGAUGGAAUCUAUCACGUCACAGUGUACGCUACUGAUGAAAAUGGGAAUUUCAAAAUUCUGAGUAUGAAGAAUAUUAGAAUCAGUGCUCCUCUAGAUGGAUCCCCUGCUACUGGUCCAAUUUCACCCGAAGCAGGAAAAUAUCUCAAGAAACAAAAUCGAAAUGAACAACCUGAAAAACCUCUUGCACCAGUUUCGCAGCAGUUUGAAAAACUGCCAUCAUCAGGGCCACAAUCCAACAACGUUAUCACCACACGCAAACCUAGAGUCACUUACGAUUUCACCACACAACCUACCAUCAAACCUGCCUGCGGAGGAUGUGGUUAUGUGACUACUACCGCUAAACCAGUUUCUAAACAACCUGACAUAAAUUACCCCUCUGUGAGCAAGUUUCCCCAAUUUGAAAAUAGAUUCCAAAGUUCCGUGUCAGAUCAAAAUCGACCACCUUCAGAUAUCAAGAUUUCAUCACAAAGUUUUCACGGCGACAACCCUACUCAUAACAAUUUUCAACAACUUCAGAAUCAACAAGGUGGUACAUCGGGUCUUCCUGUAGCAGGUUUUCAAGGUGGCACUGAUAUAUCACAGAAUUAUCAAUCUUCACAGCAAAAUUCAGAUACGCAGCAGCAGCAUCAAUUCGGUCAUCUAACAAGUGGAAAACCAGGACUUUCACUAACGAAUUUUCAACCAAAUCUUCAGGUCAAUCAGGCCCAUCAGCAGUACCAAGACUCUCAGCAAUACUCGCAAGACUCAGAAGGAUAU